GCCCAGCCCUCCGUGCCCGCCGUGCCCGCCGUGCCCACCCUGCCCACCGCCCCGGGAGCAUGAAGGACCGCACGCAGGAGCUCCGCACGGCCAAGGACAGCGACGAUGACGACGAGGUCACAGUCAGCGUGGACAGAGACCGCUUCAUGGAUGAGUUCUUUUGAGCAGGUGGAGGAGAUCCGGGGCUUCAUUGACAAGAUCUCAGAGAACGUGGAGGAAGUGAAACGCAAACACAGCGCCAUCCUGGCCUCCCCAAACCCCGACGAGAAGACCAAGGAAGAGCUGGAGGAGCUCAUGGCAGACAUCAAAAAGACAGCCAACAAAGUGCGGUCCAAGCUGAAGAGUAUCGAGCAGAGCAUCGAGCAGGAGGAGGGACUAAACCGAUCGUCUGCCGACCUGAGAAUCAGGAAAACGCAGCACUCCACGCUGUCCCGCAAGUUCGUGGAGGUGAUGUCAGAGUACAACGCCACCCAGUCCGACUACCGCGAGCGCUGCAAGGGCCGCAUCCAGAGGCAGCUGGAGAUCACCGGCAGGACCACCACCAGCGAGGAGCUGGAGGACAUGUUGGAGAGUGGGAACCCCGCCAUCUUUGCCUCGGGGAUCAUCAUGGACUCCAACAUCACCAAGCAGGCGCUGAGCGAAUCGAGACCCGCGCACAGCGAGAUCAUCAAGCUGGAGACCAGCAUCCGGGAACUCCAUGACAUGUUCAUGGACAUGGCCAUGCUAGUGGAGAGCCAGGGGGAGAUGAUCGACCGCAUCGAGUACAACGUGGAACACUCCGUGGACUACGUGGAACGCGCCGUGUCCGACACCAAGAAAGCCGUCAAGUACCAGAGCAAAGCCCGGCAGAAGAAGAUCAUGAUCAUCGUCUGCUGCGUGGUGCUGGGCGUCGUCAUCGCCUCCACGUUCGGUGGCAUCUUCAGCUAGCUCUCUCCGCCCAACGUCCGGAGCCGCCCUCCCCCCCGUCCUCGCCCCUGGACUCGGAGCCCCACGCCGCCCUCUCCCCUCCCCGCCGCCCCCUGGGCCCGGUCCGGCCGGGCCCCGUUGUGUGCAUGACCCCGUGGUGACACCGUGUGUAUCUGUGUGACGGGGGCGGCCGCGGCUCCACAGGGGGCCCGGGGAAGCCGGGCAGGCCGGUGGGCGGCGAGGGCGGGAUGGCCGCCCUUCCCGGCCCACGCCCUCAAGCCCGUGGCCAGGCCGUGGCGGCGCCUCCCCUCGCCCGGGCCCACCAGCCCGGACACCCUCCGUCCCCCACCUCGGGGGGCUGCCGGCUUGGAGCCUCUCCCCGGGGAUGGGGGGAGGAUCCCGAUCCCCCUCCCCUGCCUCCCCCCACCCACCCAGGGUCCAGCCCUCCCUCCAGCCCCCUUUCCGACUCCUUCCCCAUGCACGGCCACCAGGCCCCACCCCGAGACGGUCGGUCGGGGUGGGGCACAGAGUGGCCUGCAGCAGCCUCAGCCCCGGGGACCCCCCUCCCCCUUCUGCUCCCCGCCCCCCACAGGGCGGCACUGUGGGGGAGGAGGGGGACCGGGGAAAGGCUGCAGAAGCAGGGUGGGUCAGAGGCCUAGAAUAGCUCAUCACUGCCAAUCCCCAGGUGGGGCCGACGCGAUCCCCACCCCCCCACCCCCCCCCGCAGUUCCCCAUCCUGGGCUCGUGCCCGAGUGGCUGGAAGGGUGAGGGCUAGACAGGGUGCCCGCCGCCAGCCUGGGGGGGGGGGGGGGACGGGACCCCCACCCGCCACCGGUGCCCAGGCCCCCCCUCGGAUGUUGCAUGCGUGGGCUGCUGCCCGGCCCGCCCCGGACCACGUCCCCUUCUGUCCGUCAUCGAGGUGCCAUGUUCGUGUCGGGGGGGCGAGGGAGGGGGGUCGCUGACAUAGUAUUUGGCCAAGGGGUAGCCUCGCCCCCCUCCCCCCCACCCGUGCUGGGGCUUUGGUUCAUCUGCCCAGCCCUACCCCUCCCUCCUCGCAGCAGGCGUGUGCGUGCGUGCGUGUCCGUGCUCCGUCCCGCUUCCGAGCCUCCGCGACAGCCCAGUGACUGUGACAACUGUCCGUGUUGCCUUCUUUCUACGCCCCCUCCGCCCCUCCCCCCCCCCCCACCAAAGCUCACGGUGCAACCAGCCAGCCAUUUUGUGAAAUUUUUAUGUAGAAUAAACAUUUGUAUCCAUCC
Ornithorhynchus anatinus (platypus) is the source of this 2162-nucleotide messenger RNA. RefSeq names its product syntaxin 1A (gene STX1A). Gene Ontology annotation, cellular component: SNARE complex; synaptic vesicle; plasma membrane. NCBI's taxonomy places the organism in Eukaryota, Metazoa, Chordata, Mammalia, Monotremata, Ornithorhynchidae. The record is from RefSeq and is a predicted model, not a curated record. Gene Ontology annotation, molecular function: SNAP receptor activity; SNARE binding. Gene Ontology annotation, biological process: exocytosis; synaptic vesicle fusion to presynaptic active zone membrane; intracellular protein transport.